AUGAAGGAUACAGGAGCAUCUCCGUUGGUAGCAUGCCAACGCUGCCGACAGAAGAAAACCCGUUGCGAUCGCGGGUUCCCUCGCUGCCGCCCAUGCGAGAAAUUUGACGAACCGUGCCUCACCAUUGAGCCGUGGUCGGGGCGAGUGAUUCCACGCUCGUAUUUGAGCCGUCUGGAAGAAAGAGUGGCAGAAUUGGAAAUGAAACUGACCGAGCACAAGGAGGUCAAGACCACAACUAAGCCAGUCCCCCGCCCGGCAAACUCCACAAGCUUCCUAGGUGCGUCCUCCGGGCUCACGUUCGCUCGGAUUUUGGGGUCCAUUUUUCGCGAACAGGUAGGCUCCGAAGAGCCCCAUACCAGAGUGUCCACUAACAACCUCUCAACCACGCCAUCGGCUAAAAGUCGAACCACGGUCGCGCAGCAAGCGUCGCACAUUCACCUGCCUGAGAAGGCAGUCGCAGAGGAGUAUUUGGAGCGGUAUUUUAAUCUUUCAAACACCCAAAUGCCUAUUUUGCAUAGAGAAGACUUCAUCCAAAAGUAUUUUGAGCCCGUGUACGGUCCGAUUAGCCCGGGACUUAACCUGGGAUGCACCUUCACGCAGCCCGCCCUGCAGACCUCUACGGCGCCACCUGGUCCCAACACACUCUACCAAAGACUAUCUAAGGUUUCCUCAUAUCGGGACUUGUCUACGGAAGACCAGACGGCACUGUACUUUUUGCUACAGGUGUUUUCCAUCGCCGUAGCCGGCCACAUGCAGCUGUACCCCGCAUACCUCCCCGAGCGACUGCAAUUCCAUGCAAUGACAGUCUACGAGACUGCUGCCAAGUCUGAAGAUGGCUAUGAAGCUCUUCAGGCUGUUUUGCUGCUAGCGCUAUAUUCCGUUAUGCGUCCUGCAGAUCCAGGCAUUUGGUAUGUGAUUGGUACAGCAAUGCGCAUGUGCGUCGAAAUGGGCAUCCACAACGAAGACCGCCGCAAGCGCCAGGUGUACGUUUCAAGUGGAGAGCCUGCGAACGAUGCACUCCGUUUGGAUAUGGCACGUCGUUUAUUUUGGUGUACUUAUUCUCUCGAUCGCCAGAUAUGCGUUUAUCUGGGUCGCCCCAAUGGCCUGGGAGAUGAGUACAUCAAAGUACCUUACCCUUCUUUAAUUGACGAUGCAUAUGUUUUGAAAGCAGCUGAACAGCACGGUACACUCCCCCACGCUACCACGGGACCCAGUUAUAAGCACAUUUCACUUGCAUUCUUUCAGUUGCGGUAUAUUCAAGCCCGCGUCCAGCAUGUGUUGUACGAUUUGGCUGAGGUGCCGCGAGCAUACGGUUCGCUGGAGCACUGGCGAAGUGAAAUGAUGCGUGAGCUCGACGAGUGGUACCGCAGUAUUCCCACGGAUGAACGCAUCACAAACUGCCAGUUCAAUGUUGGUAUUCUGUCCCUCAACUAUCACCAAACUCGCCUGCUUCUGUACGGCAUGUCGCCGGCGGCCCCGCGGCCCUCGCCUGCAGACAUGAACAUGUGUGCGGAUUCCGGGCGGCAAAUUAUUGAACUGUACCACCGACUAUACACCGAAGAGCGCCUGAACUAUACAUGGGCAGCAGUGCAUAACUUAUUUUUUGCCGGCACCUCCUACCUGUAUGUGCUGCAUCAUUCUGAGGACGAACGGCGAGUCACAAACUCCAAGUCCGUGCAGACGUUGAUUGACGAGGCGUUGGCAGUCAUGACAUUUUUACAAAAGUACACCGACUCGGCCACGCCAUGUCUCAAUUCGCUGCGUCGACUGGCUGAGGCCACAGUGCGUCUCAUGGUUUCGGAGAGUGAGAAAGUCGAACUCACAGAGUUCUACCACACAUCCGACUCGGACGACCCCUUAUCCAGUGGCAAUGACAACAAGGUGUACGACUUUAUUAGCCAGAUGCAGCAAUCGUUUAUUUGGGAACCGUUCUUGGCCAACUCCGAACCGGCACCUCCCCAUCCACACGACAUUGACGAAAAGGGCCAGUUUUUGUCCAUGUGA
This is a messenger RNA of Wickerhamiella sorbophila, 2004 nucleotides long. RefSeq names its product Pyrimidine pathway regulatory protein 1. The transcript has a single exon. Gene Ontology annotation, molecular function: DNA-binding transcription factor activity, RNA polymerase II-specific; sequence-specific DNA binding; zinc ion binding. Gene Ontology annotation, biological process: positive regulation of transcription by RNA polymerase II; DNA-templated transcription. The coding region runs from base 1 to 2004 and encodes 667 amino acids. The record is from RefSeq and is a predicted model, not a curated record. Lineage: Eukaryota; Fungi; Ascomycota; Dipodascomycetes; Dipodascales; Trichomonascaceae.